Molecule: messenger RNA, 2018 nt
Organism: Labeo rohita (rohu)
Lineage: Eukaryota; Metazoa; Chordata; Actinopteri; Cypriniformes; Cyprinidae
Gene: birc7
Product: baculoviral IAP repeat containing 7
Exons: 8
Coding region: 72-1328 (418 amino acids)
Biological process (GO): positive regulation of protein ubiquitination; negative regulation of apoptotic process; regulation of cell cycle
Cellular component (GO): cytoplasm; nucleus
Molecular function (GO): ubiquitin protein ligase activity; cysteine-type endopeptidase inhibitor activity involved in apoptotic process
Source: RefSeq, a predicted model, not a curated record
CCUGCGGUGUCCAGAUCCUUCUUAUCAGUGGAGUCACCCGCCAUCUGGAAAGAGGGAGAAAGCAAGGCUAUAUGGCCAGCGGAGGGGGGGCUGAAGCACACUUGAACAGUCCACUAUGGAAGGGCAGCAGGAUGAGGGGAGAUCGUGGACAUGAGAGCGAGAGGAGCACGCCAAUGGAGGCGGGGGUUCGACUCGGGAUGCGGAGUGAGGAGGAAAGACUCCAGACUUUCCAAAACUGGCCCAGAGACGCGCCCGUGAGCCCUGCGGAACUGGCCCGGGCUGGAUUUCACUAUCUGGGGUACGGUGACACGGUGCAGUGCUUCUGCUGCUUUGGGAUCCUGAGGCACUGGGUUCAUGGAGAUACUCCGCGGGGGGAGCAUGAGAGGCACUUCCCCACGUGCGGCUUAAUGAUGGGCAGGGAUGUGGGCAAUGUCCCGCUGGGUUCGUCUGACUCUGUGGACGGGCAGCUCUUGAGUCAACUGCAGCGGCUGACCGUGGACGAGCAGGUGUUGUCCGGGCAGGCGGUGUAUCCGGAGAUGGAGUCGGAGGACAACAGGCUGUCCACCUACCACAACUGGCCCACGGGAGCAUCAGUGCAGGCCGAGGCACUGGCGCGAGCUGGCUUCUUCUACACGGGUCAUGGUGACAAUGUAAAGUGUUUCUUCUGCGACGGUGGUCUGAGGAACUGGGAACCAGGAGAUGACCCCUGGCAGGAACACGCCAAAUGGUUUCCACAAUGUGAAUAUUUGCUUCAAUCCAGAGGACGAGAAUAUGUGAGCAAUAUCCAGCGGUCUUACUUCAACAUGAAUGAGAGCGUGGGUGGAUCUCCGUCAUCAACUGCAGGAAACAUUACAUCAGAGGUGCUAGGUGGGCAGAACUCAGUGGCGGCAGCCAUGUUGUCCCCUGUGGUGCAGGCGGUGCUGCAGAUGGGUUUCCAGCACUCGCUAGUGGAGAGCCUGGUGCAGUCACGCUACCUGCUCACGGGCUCACACUACACCUCAGUCUCUGACCUGGUGACCGACGUCCUGCAGGCCGAAGAGGAGGAGAGGCAGACGGGGGAGCCCAGACCAGAGACUGUGGAGAGGCAGAGAACGCCGAGAACGCAGGUCUCAGACAGGGAGAAAGUGCGAUCAAACCUGACUCCAGAGGAACAGCUGCGACAGCUUCAGGAAGAGAGGACCUGUAAGGUCUGUAUGGACAAACUUGUCUCCAUGGUCUUCAUCCCCUGUGGCCAUCUGGUCGUCUGCACCGACUGCGCAGCCAGUCUGCGCCACUGCCCCAUAUGCAGGGCAGUCAUCCGGGGGAGUGUGCGAGCAUUCAUGUCCUAAAGCACACACACAUACACAUACAUACACAACAACAUACUGUUGCAAAACUGUGUAAUUAGUAGGAUUUAUACUGUAGUAGGAAUAUAUAGUGAAAAAAAAUACUCAACAAAUGUUAUAAAUAGCUUCCAAAUCAGCAAAAGUGACCAUAUUGCUUGAUACUUGGCUAUACAUUAAAGCUACAGGAGUCUAAAAGUCCACUUCGCAUUCACACAUUCAAAGUCUAAUUAUACACACACAUAUAUAUAUAUAUAUAUAUAUAUAUAUACAUUUAUCUUAUAGCUAUAUAAGAUUAUUUAUAUCAUUAUUUAUAUAUUUAUAUACUAUUUUAGGGAGAUGUUGCCACUAAAAUUUCACAAUGUCAUUAUACAAAAAUGUUCAUUAGUCACCUAAAAAAAGUACAGGAUAUUAAUGACGUUAUGUACAAAAAAAUCAUAAAAACUGUUAAUUGUUAAUUCCUGGAGAUUUUAAAUCUCAGAUUUAUUUAUGUGGACUUUUGGACCUCACUGUACUUUAAAUGUUUUGCAUGCUUGUAAGUUUUGGACAAAACCAAAUAUGAUUUUGUGAAUUUUAAAUCAUAUGCAAUGAUUUAAAACAUAUAAAAUGAAUUUCAGAUGCAAUUUACAAGAGGUCAUAUUGUAUAAUAAUAUUUUAUUACUGUAUUAACACAUUGCACUUCUAUUUUCAUUAAUA